UCCCCGUCGUAUUCUCUUGAGAGUCGACGGUUUCUGUUAUCACCACGGUAAUUUCGACAAGCCAAACAGGUAAUCCCUUGCAGGAAAUGAAAGUCCGAUAGCCGGCCAAUCCGUUGUGUGCCAAUUCUCGAGGUGACAAAAGUGAAAAGUUCCUAUAUUUUUAUGAUGAGAGUUCAAUGUCAGCUGCUCAUAACCGGUAGGAUAUUAUAGUGCUCUUCAGUUUGCGAGAUGACUCCAACUGCCCGCAAGAACCGCUGACACUGGCGUCGGUGUUGUGUGUUGUUCAACGUCGAAGAGAAUAAAGUGAACGCUAUAAAUGGCCAAGAUUUCAGUGCUACCCCAUCCGAGGUCCAGACCGAGAAAUGUGAGUCGAUGAACGGUGAAAUUCACGAAAAAUGUUAGGAAUUCGCAGGGGAUUUUUCGUUGUCGCCCUCAUCGUAUAUGUGGUCGAGGCAGUCCCAGUAAACAAAACUAUCUCCGAAAGAAUCGCCAAACUGAGGAUAAUUUCCCUGACAUCGAAUACAAGCAAAGAGGCCAGAAAUCGCACAGAUCAAGAGGUAGUUUUUCCCGAAGAUUACGAUGUGCUUUUCGAUCCCAUACCUAGAAUAAACGGCAUACCUAAGUGUUCUAAAGGAGACACCUUCUGCGAGGACUUCGAAGCCUACCCAAGGCAUCACCUCAGGCAGGUCCUGUCCCAGAAAGAGGGCCUUAGAGAGUUCUUCGGCAAGGAUGAAGAAGCCCCUUUCAUAGUCAACCGACACGGUGGAUUAGAGGAAUCAGUGAAUUAUUUGUGUCCUUCCGUGGAGAGAACAGUUUUCCCGAAAGUCGGCAAAAAUAAGAAUAAUAAGUGGAAGUAUAUCAUCAACCAGGCUGAAGAUGGUUAUAUACAGGGGGUGCGCGUGGAGACCUGCAGAAGGAGAAACGCCCCGUGUGACAUCAUAAGUGACCUACCCUUAGGCUAUAUAACAAGCUGCAAACAAAAAUACAUUUAUAGGAGGCUUUUAUCUGUGAGCGACCUUGGAGCACCAACUCCAGAUACUUUCCAACUGCCAUCAGCCUGUUGCUGCUCCUAUAAAAGAGAUAUGGACUUUCUAGCUCGUCAUGGUAGUCAGAAAUUGAAGGCUGUGACAUCAACGAAAACUUUCAAACUUUCCUAGCGUCAGAUGUAGUUUUUUAGAUUAAUAAAUAGUUUUUAUAGAUGGUUUUUA
Coccinella septempunctata (seven-spotted ladybird) is the source of this 1208-nucleotide messenger RNA. Its product is annotated as protein spaetzle-like. Gene Ontology annotation, molecular function: growth factor activity; Toll binding. The coding region runs from base 396 to 1157 and encodes 253 amino acids. The record is from RefSeq and is a predicted model, not a curated record. NCBI's taxonomy places the organism in Eukaryota, Metazoa, Arthropoda, Insecta, Coleoptera, Coccinellidae. Gene Ontology annotation, cellular component: extracellular region. Gene Ontology annotation, biological process: regulation of Toll signaling pathway; innate immune response; central nervous system formation. The transcript has 4 exons.